CUGCAAAAUGGUCCGCAGACAGGGUAGUCACAAGUUUAUUGCGCGGAACGAGAAUGCUUUAUUUGUGGAAAAGCAUCUUCUAGAGAGGCUGGGAUUUCAUCCGAAUAUCAUCCGGUGUGUACUUUUAGGCCGCAAACGUACAUCUCUUAUACCGCGCUAGGUAUUAUGGUCCAUAUGAAGUCGGCGGCAUUAAGGGUGGCAUAUUGCUUGGUAAAGCGAACCGCGGAGAUCUCCAAUCAUACAUGGAGAGCCCCGACAACAAAACCGACAAUGCUUUGCGAAGAAAAUGGUGUCUUCAGAUGGCUCAAGCUCUUGCCUAUGUCCACAAGAAAGGGAUUAUCCAUUCAAACAUCAGCGACACCAAUGUCCUUGUUCACGAGACCAAUCAGACGAUCGACCUACUUCUUGCGGAUUUUGGCGGAUCGAAGUGUGUCGAGCUCUCCCUGAACGGACAUCUACUCCCCGAUAUUCCUUUCGGUCAUCCAGAUGUGACAGACUUUGAAUCCCCAUCUUUAGAUGUGUUCAGCUUAGGGGUCCUGUUCUACGUCAUUGUUACUGGGCAUUAUCCCUUCCAUGAAGGGCCAGCGCCAAAGAACGAGGAACAUUUAGUGUAUUAUGACUAUGCCGAGCAGAAGUACGAACAAGGCGAAUUUCCCGACCUGUCUGGCGUCAUGUUUGGAGAUAUUAUUGCCGCUUGUUGUUGCGAGCGCCGAUUUACGACUGCAGAUCAUGUGAUUGAUGCUCUUUGUGCUGAAAUGCAGAAUGAUUCCGAAGAUCCUGGUAGAGAUGUGGCAUCAAUAACCAAAUAAAGUACUCAUGCAGUUUAGAACUUAUGAAUUCAACAACACUUAUGAAUUCAACAAUUAGCAGAGUAGUAUUUCAGGCUUGUCGCAAUUGAUUCAUGCUUGAGCUAACAUUAC
Molecule: messenger RNA, 920 nt
Organism: Aaosphaeria arxii CBS 175.79
Lineage: Eukaryota; Fungi; Ascomycota; Dothideomycetes; Pleosporales
Product: kinase-like protein
Exons: 1
Coding region: 243-809 (188 amino acids)
Biological process (GO): protein phosphorylation; intracellular signal transduction
Molecular function (GO): ATP binding; protein serine/threonine kinase activity
Source: RefSeq, a predicted model, not a curated record